ACAAGAAUUACAAUGCUUCCCAGAGACUAUCCCCUGUGUAUUUCAGGGACCUGGGGCCCUCCAGAUCUUUGGGACUUUGUGAUUAUUCAUUUUAACGAACUCUUCCAUUUCGACUUCGGAAAGAUCCAAGUCCCCCUACCCCUGGAGGAUCCAGUAAUCUGGUUAAACAGAUCAUUUCUUGAUGUCAGAUCAUUAUUUGUCACCAACAUGAGGUGGACGGACAUACUUUUUGCGACAAAGAAGAUCAUGCGCUGUGUGGCCUUCAUGACCAACAACAUCAUCGUGCCGGCACUGACGGCGUGCAAGACGAUUGAGGGCACCCUUACCCCGGGCAGGGGCUGGACUGAUGACAUUGUCCCAGCAUGUCUUCCUGAGACGCUGGAGCACCUGAGGUACUCUGACAUCUCCCUGCCAGACAAGCCCGAGGUGCUGCACUACCAGCGAAACAUGCGCUGCAGGAAGUUGCCACCCAUCCAGACGGGCUACCGGAGGGCGUAUGGCGUCACGGUCGAGGGUGCCCGCUCCAUGGCCUCGACACUGCUGCAUGCCCUGACUUUUGGCCGGGUGCCCGUGUGGCAGAGGGACUGCUUCUCAGGCAACUGGGACCUGUUUCGGACCGUCUCCAGGCAAAGGACGAACCCCACGACGGUGUGGCGCCUUCAGAACGCCAUCGCGGCGUACGCUGACCAGCUGUGCCGGCUCAGGAGGAAGCUCGCGCAGACAGGGGACGUCAAGGACACCGGCGAGUUGGGGGUCGAUGUCGCUACACCCGCACCCGCACCCGCACCCCUCGACUUUGAGAAGUUUGCCGUACUCUUCAUCAGCCAUUUUAACAUGGAGGCCUGCCGCAUCCUGCUGGAGAAUCUGGUCAACUCCACAAUGGCAAUGCCCGAUGACAUCUAUAGGACAAGGACAGUCUGGCAGAGGAGGCCUGUCGCGGCAGAGAUGCUGCUCUACCCUCAGACGACCGAGCCCUUCAGGGAGCAGAAGUUGCAGUUCGUGCUGGAGAGCCUCUAUAAGAGUGUCAACGACUUCACUACCCUGGCCUUAAAGCAGCUAGCCAACGAGAGAGUUCUCCGCAUUCUACCGUUCUUCGGAGUGGACAUUGAGGACACCGCCCCUGAGGUGGCCAAGGACGUGCCUGUCAGCAAUGCCGUCCCUCGGAGGCAGAGCUCCCAGUUCACAAGAACUUUCAGGAGACACAGAUUCUCAAUCCGACGCUUUUUCCGCCGAAAUUUUGGAUCUCAGGAUGCUGUGGUCCCUAGCUCAGCAGUGAUGGAGGAGCAUAACAGUGACAGCAGGAGGAGGCCAUCACUGAGGUCCAGAGUGACCUCUGCCCUGAAGAAGCUCUGCUGCUGCUGCUGCAGGGCUGAGGAGUGACCCCUAGUGGCAGGGGAGGGGAGGG
Molecule: messenger RNA, 1405 nt
Organism: Engraulis encrasicolus (European anchovy)
Lineage: Eukaryota; Metazoa; Chordata; Actinopteri; Clupeiformes; Engraulidae
Exons: 9
Coding region: 13-1380 (455 amino acids)
Source: RefSeq, a predicted model, not a curated record